AUGGAGUCAUCCAGCCCCUUCACAUCCAUACUGGUCUCCCCCUCCGAGCUAAAUGCCGCAAUCGAAUCGAACCCCCGGCGCAUCGUCCCCGUAGCAGCGGGCGCCAGCACCCGCCGCGGGGAAUUCACCGCGCAGCACAUCCCGGGCUCCAUAUUCUUCAACAUGGAUGAAAUCAGAGACAAAUCCCACCCAAUCACGCAAAUGCUGCCCAGCGCGGCAGACUUCGCAGCAGCGAUGACAGCCAUGGGCGUUCAGCGCGACGAUAUCCUCGUCGUGUAUGAUACGGUCGACGUAGGCAUGUACUCUGCGCCGCGGGUCGCAUGGACUUGUCGGUUUUUUGGUCACCGUGAUGUUCAUGUCUUGAACAAUUUCCGCGCUUACGCAAGGGAGGGUUAUCCCGUUGCCACAGGUGAAGUGGUCACCUUCCCUGAUCGGCCGGCUGCGGGGUCGCAGCCGUAUUCCGCGCGUGAGCCUGUCGCGACGGACGUUAUUGGGUAUGAUGAGCUGCGGGAGGCUGUGCGGGGCCCCGACGAGCCGUAUCGGAUUAUCGAUGCCCGGAUACCGGGGAGGUUCGCGGGCACGCAGGAAGAGAUGUCGCCUGAGUUGAGGUCCGGGCAUAUCCCUGGGGCUGUGAAUGUGCCGUUGGCGGUGUUGUUGGAUGAUGAGAAGGCAUUUCUUUCGGUGGAAGAGCUGAGGCGCGUGUUUGACAAUGCGGGCGUGAGGGGCGACAGGGCUGCUGUUUUGACGUGUAAUUCGGGGGUUACUGCUGCGGCGCUGGAUCUGGCGAUGGGGUUGAUUGGGUAUAAGGCACAGAGGAGGCUGUAUGAUGGGAGUUGGAUGGAGUGGACACGGAGGGCGGAGGAGGAGUUGGUUGUUGCUAGUUAG
Messenger RNA from Aspergillus candidus, 885 nucleotides. RefSeq names its product sulfurtransferase. Gene Ontology annotation, biological process: transsulfuration. The transcript has 2 exons. Gene Ontology annotation, molecular function: thiosulfate-cyanide sulfurtransferase activity. Lineage: Eukaryota; Fungi; Ascomycota; Eurotiomycetes; Eurotiales; Aspergillaceae. The coding region runs from base 1 to 885 and encodes 294 amino acids. The record is from RefSeq and is a predicted model, not a curated record. Gene Ontology annotation, cellular component: mitochondrion.